AUGCCGGGGCCCCGCGGGUUCUGCCUGCUCGCCCUGCUGCUGCUGGGCAGCCCCGCCGCUCCGCGCCCAGAUGGCCGCCCCAAGGCAACACCUCUCCCCACCAGCCCUCAUCCACUGCCUGUGGAUGAAGCAAGUAUGGGGGGACCCAGACAGAGUGCAGCCUUCAACCUGCUGCCUGCUGCUGAGGACAGCCCCAAGCCAGCAGUGGAGGGACCAUCACUGCAUGCACAGAGCCAUAUCUUGCCAGCACCCACCGCAGACCCCAGGGCUGACACCAAGCAGACUUUCCCUGCUAAGAAAAAGCCGCCUGCCCUAAAGCACAGUAACACAGCGAGGAAGCAGCUGAAGGCCAAGCCCACGUUGCCAGGGCUCUCCAGGGCUGUGAGCACACGGAGCUCCGUGCUCUCCAUGUCCUCCCAAGAGCUGCCCAUGCCAACAGAGACAGCGGACGGGCAGAGGCAGAGCCCCCCUGAGCUGCUCGGAUGGGGUCCCACCAGCCGCCCUGUGCUGCAGAUCUCCCCUUCCACCCCACCACCAUCAACUGCUCGGCCCUUCCCUGAUGGCCCUGGUGACAUGGGCAUGGGUCCCACGGCAGCUCCCAGUGGCACGAUUAACCAGAUGGACAGCGCUGAGAGCGAGAUGAAUGGCUCUGCCUCAGAGGAGAGCCAAGAAACCACCACCUCCACCAUCAUCACCACCACCGUCAUCACCACGGAGCCCACCCCGGUGCGCUGCAGUGUGAGCUUCUACGACCCUGAGGGCUACAUCGACUCCACGGAUUAUCCCCCGCUGCCCCGGCACAGCUUCCUGGAGUGCACCUACAACGUCACUGUUUACACUGGCUAUGGCGUGGAGCUGCAGGUGAAGAACGUCAACCUGUCAGACGGGGAGGUGCUUUCCAUCCGUGGCGUGGAUGACAACACACUGGUGGUGCUGGCUAACCAGACGCUGCUGGUGGAGGGCCAGGUCAUCCGCAGCCCCACCAACACCAUCUCCGUCUACUUCCGCACCUUCCAGGACGAGGCAGUGGGGACCUUCCAGCUGCACUACCAGGUGUUUAUGCUGAGCUGCAGCUUCCCACGAAGACCCGACUUCGGAGAUGUCACCGUGAUGGACCUGCACUCGGGCGGCAUCGCUCACUUCCACUGCCAUCUGGGCUACGAGCUGCAGGGCCCCCAUAUGCUCACCUGCAUCAAUGCAUCCCGGCCCCACUGGAGCAGCCCCGAGCCCAUCUGCUCAGCACCCUGUGGAGGCACCGUGCACAAUGCCACCAUCGGCCGUGUCCUCUCGCCCAGCACCGCGGGCAACCAGUCGGGCAGCAUGUACUGCGUGUGGGCCAUCACAGCACCCCCGGGCCAAAAGCUGCACCUGCACUUCGAGAAGCUGCUGCUGGCCGAGAGGGACAGGAUGGUGGUGUACAGCGGGGACAGCAACCGCUCGGCCGUGCUCUACGACUCGCUGCGUGCUGACAGCGUGCCCUUCGAGGGGGUGAUCAGCGACGACUCCUCCAUCCGCAUCGACUUCCUCGCCGAGGAGCCAGCCGCCUCCACUGCCUUCAAUAUCCGCUUCGAAGCCUUUGAGCGGGGCCACUGCUACGAACCCUACAUCCAGAAUGGGAACUUUACCACCUCCGACCCCACCUACAACCUGGGCACCACCGUGGAGUUCACGUGUGACCCUGGGCAUUCCUUGGAGCAGGGCCCUGCUGUCAUCGAGUGUGUCAACAUGCGGGACCCCUACUGGAACGACACGGAGCCGCUGUGCCGAGCCACGUGCGGGGGGGAGCUGACGGCCAUGGCCGGGGUGAUCCUGUCCCCUAACUGGCCAGAGCCCUACACGGAGGGAGAGGAUUGUAUCUGGAGAGUCCACGUGGGUGAGGAGAAGCGGCUGUUUCUGGACAUCCAACUCCUGAACCUCACCAACAGUGACAUCCUCACCAUUUAUGAUGGGGACGAGCUCUCUGCCCGCAUCCUGGGGCAGUACAUUGGCAGCAGCGGCCCCCAGAAGCUCUACUCCUCCAGUCCUGACCUCACCAUCCGGUUCCACUCAGACCCUGCUGGGCUCAUCUUUGGGAAGGGCCAAGGAUUCAUCAUGAACUACAUAGAGGUGUCGCGCAACGACUCCUGCUCCGACCUCCCCGAGAUCCAGAACGGCUGGAAGACCACAUCCCACACCGAGCUGGUGAGAGGGGCCAAGAUCACCUACCAGUGUGACCCAGGUUAUGACAUCGUGGGGAGUGACACGCUCACCUGCCAGUGGGACCUGAGCUGGAGCAGCGACCCUCCUUUCUGUGAAAAGAUUAUGUACUGCACAGACCCAGGAGAGGUGGAGCACUCGACUCGCCUCAUCUCUGACCCCGUGCUGCUGGUGGGCACCACCAUCCAGUACACCUGCAACCCUGGCUUCGUGCUGGAGGGCAGCUCACUGCUGACCUGCUACAGCCGCGAGACUGGGACGCCCAUCUGGACCUCACGGCUCCCACAUUGCGUCUCGGAGGAGUCUCUGGCCUGUGACAAUCCAGGGCUGCCAGAAAAUGGCUACCAAAUCCUCUACAAACGCCUCUACCUGCCCGGCGAGUCUCUGACCUUCAUGUGCUAUGAGGGCUUCGAGCUCAUGGGGGAGGUGACCAUCAAGUGCAUACUGGGACAGCCAUCGCACUGGAGUGGGCCACUGCCCAUCUGCAAAGUCAAUCAGGACAGCUUUGAACACGCUCUGGAAGUAGCAGAAGCUGCUGCAGAGACAUCGUUGGAGGGGGGAAAUAUGGCCUUGGCCAUCUUCAUCCCGGUGCUGAUCAUCUCCUUGCUGCUGGGAGGAGCCUACAUCUACAUCACCAGGUGCCGGUACUACUCCAGCCUCCGCCUGCCCCUCAUGUACUCCCACCCCUACAGCCAGAUCACGGUAGAAACGGAGUUUGACAACCCAAUUUAUGAGACAGGGGAAACAAGAGAAUACGAAGUUUCGAUAUAA
Centrocercus urophasianus (Greater sage-grouse) is the source of this 2967-nucleotide messenger RNA. It is a transcript of the gene SEZ6L, whose product is annotated as seizure related 6 homolog like. The record is from RefSeq and is a predicted model, not a curated record. The transcript is spliced from 17 exons. Gene Ontology annotation, biological process: synapse maturation. Gene Ontology annotation, cellular component: endoplasmic reticulum; neuronal cell body. NCBI's taxonomy places the organism in Eukaryota, Metazoa, Chordata, Aves, Galliformes, Phasianidae. The coding region runs from base 1 to 2967 and encodes 988 amino acids.